AGCCGUCGCGUGCCACCGGAGCGUCGGAAGCGGACCGAGAUCAGUUGUGACAAGUGCAAGUCUAGAAAACAGAAAUGCCAACGUCCAGUAGAUCACGCCUCGUGCCGGUACUGCCAGACCCACGGCUUUGAGUGCGUGACGACACAGACGCGCAAAAAGCGCAACUAUGCGUCGGUGGAAGGAUUGGGCGCAAGACUUGGUCUGCUCGAGAGUCUGGUCAAGGGACUCGUGCCCGAGGUGGACACAUCAAGCAUCAAUGGCAUGCGAGCCCUGGGGAGCUCGCUCGGCAUCCCGCUACCGCCACCAGAGACCGUAGAAACGGUAGAGACGGCAGACGGCGACGAAAGCGCCGAUCAAGAACUCGCGCCAGCUUCGCCUGAGGAGAUGCCGGUACUGAGGGACCAGCAGGGGCAGACGCAGUACAUCGGUCCCGCGAGCAGUUAUCUGUUCCAGAUCAAGAUCCGCGCUCUCUUUGCAGGAGGCCAGCCUAGUGGUCAGGGGCAGUUCUUUCUGUUUGGGAGCAACCCGACAGAGAAGGCGUGGGUGGGCGAGGUGACGGGUCUGGGGCGCGAGUUGAGCUCGGGCCGGAGUCCAGUCACCAACACUUCCGAGUCGUCUUCCGGCAUGAUUGAGGAUGUUGCCGAGAGGGGCGAGACUUCACCCCAGUCGGCUCUGGGUGACAUCAUCGACGGCGUCGUUCCGGAUCCCCUCAUUGCGGCUUUUUUCGAUCACAUCCACGCCGACUUCCCCGUGCUACACGAGGCGUCUUUCCGGGAGGAUUAUGAGCGGUGUUGUCUGCAGCCGUCGUUGCUAACUUCGGAGGUCGACCCUACCUGGAUCUGCAGUCUCCUAUGCGUCUUGCUCCUGGGGAGACGCACCAUUCAAGUCGAUAAUAUGUCUUCACAACAAGGCCAAGAAGCCGAGGAUCGUUGGUGGCGCAAGGUGCAAGCUUUGUUGCCCAGCGUCAUCUUUAUAUCGAGCAUAUCAGCUGUGCAGGCCCUGUUGCUGGUGUCCCUGCACCUGAACAACACCAACCAUCGCGACUCCUGCUGGACAUUGACAGGAGCGGCCGUCCGGAUCGCCAUUGCCAUUGGUUUGCACCGAGACACCAAAGCUUCGACGCACACCCCGUUACAUCGCGAGCUGCGCAAGCGACUGUGGUGGACACUGUAUCAAUUCGAGCUGAUGCAGGCCGCCUCUCUCGAUCGCCCCAGCGCCAUCGACGAUGCAGCCUGCACGGUCAGCACUCCUCGAGAAGCUACUCUGGGAAUGGGGUCAUCUGAGAGCAUGGUCUAUUCGAGCCGACUGCUCGUCAUGCUUUCGCAAGCAUGUCGUGUCGUGCGCGUCAUGAACAACCAUGCCGAAGUCGGGGAGAAGAGUUACAGCGGCCCCCUAUCCCCAGCAGCGGCACUGAUCCGUGACCUGCAGCGAUGGAAGGAAAGUCUACCGAGACAUCUCUCUCUCGAUGCCGUAAGUGGACAGUCUCCUUCGUCACAGCGUACCGUCAUUUUGCUGCACGUACAAUACUAUCACGUCGUUUCCGUCGUGACGCGGAAUGCUAUGUUGGCGCUGGUGGCGUACGCUAAUGCCAUCAAGAGGCUCAGCCUCAAUCCAACCCAAAAUACUAUCUCAGACCUGUCAGACGUGUGUGCCGAUGGUGCCCAGGAAUCCGUCCGCCUCCUUCUCCGACUGGACUCCAUCGGUGGGUUUGACCCGGUGACAUGGUGGGACUUUUACUUCUUGUACGCCGCGGCUCUGGUGCUCGUGCUCAACAUCAUGUGUGAGGCGAAAAGGUCCAACGAUAUUCCAAUGUAUCGCUCCCGCUACCUGUCUACGGCUGUGUCUCUACUUGCCGCAUGUGCGGAGCUGGCGGCCAAGGUGCUCCGGGAUCCCAUGGUACCAGGGACGAAUCGGCGCUACGCAGUUGUCAUCGAUGAGCUGAACCGCAUGAGCCGAAAC
Molecule: messenger RNA, 1959 nt
Organism: Pseudomassariella vexata
Lineage: Eukaryota; Fungi; Ascomycota; Sordariomycetes; Amphisphaeriales; Pseudomassariaceae
Product: fungal-specific transcription factor domain-containing protein
Exons: 4
Biological process (GO): DNA-templated transcription; regulation of DNA-templated transcription
Molecular function (GO): zinc ion binding; DNA binding; DNA-binding transcription factor activity, RNA polymerase II-specific
Source: RefSeq, a predicted model, not a curated record